Messenger RNA from Fusarium verticillioides 7600, 1436 nucleotides. RefSeq lists its product as hypothetical. The transcript has 2 exons. The coding region runs from base 1 to 1317 and encodes 438 amino acids. Lineage: Eukaryota; Fungi; Ascomycota; Sordariomycetes; Hypocreales; Nectriaceae. The record is from RefSeq and is a predicted model, not a curated record.
AUGACUUCUUUGGCGAACCAAAGGCCCUUCUUACAAACUCUUCCUCCAGAGAUUCAGAUCCAAACAUUCUGCGACAUCCCAAGAGAUGAACUGCCGAAGAAAGGCUCUGUGGUUCGCUCCCGGAUUGUGCAGUUUCUUUCCUACGUUUCGAUCGUCAAACCAGAGCUUGCCCGACACGUUCGCACGAUCAGACUGUAUGAUUGGCUGACGGAUACCUAUCGCUGUGGAACGGUUCAUAUCGAUGCCAAUGACAUGGUCUUCUAUAAAGAACUCAUCCUCAAGAUAUUCUCUGAGGAAUUAGGAUACCUUUCACAUUGGAGAGACAAAUGGAUUUGGGCUUUGGAAACAGGAAUCGAAGAGGCCGCGGUGGAUCUUCUGCUUGCUGUUUGCACAGAGGUCAAAGCUUUGACAUAUGGCCACCCUCGGAAUCCAAGUUGUUUCAGCAAUGUUCUGGUAGCUGCUACCGGAGCGUUCAGAAAAAAACGUGUGAAACACCCUCCCUGCCAGUUGCUUACCAAGUUGGAGAAUGUUAAGCAUGAGGCGGAAGCUAUCUGGGAAGGACGUGACCCAUUCUAUAACCACGCACAAUGGCUUUUUCGUAUCCCUAGUAUUCGUUCAUACGAAUGCGUUGAGGCAAACAGCCCUCAAAUGGAUGAAUUUGACAUAGACCCAUUGGACGAGAGAUGCUCGAACGUUGAAUCAAUCAUCUUACAGGAUAGUUGGUGCGUACCUCGAGCCAUUUACUCUUUAAUUGGGGCUUGUAAGGACCUUAGGAAGUUCACAUAUACCUGUGAUAUCAAGAAAAGAAAAGAGUAUGAUGACUUCGAAGUGGAGGCACGGGAUGUCAUGGAAGCUCUAUUGCCCCAUGCAAAUAGCCUGGAAUAUCUUCAUCUUGAUUUCGCUGAGGCUGGUCGCACUAGAUCUCUCCACUUCGGAACAAGAGAACGUCUGUACCUGGGAGUUGAGCUGCGACAGAUGCACAAAUCGAAAAGCCUUAUUCUAGGGUCUCAGAAUAUCUGUGGGCUUCUAGGUAAUGGCACAGGGUAUUGUUACACGAGGGAUGCAUCUAUUCAAGCCCCAAGAGUUGUUGAAUGUAUUCCAGAAUACUUGGAGUGUCUGGAGAUCCAUAGCUGUGGAAGAAACAUCCUCAGCCAGCUCGAGGAGUUUCUGGACACUCUCAUCUACCCAGAUCGGUUUCCCAACUUAUCAUCUGUCAAGUUCAUCUUCAAUGAGAAAUGGGUGAAAGAAGAAGAUAUGAAUAGCCUUGUUACGAAUAGAGAUGGUCUAUUACUAGAGGUUACUCGGUGUCGGGGAUAAUAGGAAUAGUUGAGCCGAUAGGUGGGGAAGUAUUGAGAACAUAGCUGCCAUUUCCUUCAUCACUAAAGUCUACAUUAUUCUAUCUAUAUGCUGUAUCUAGCAGGCAUUACUCAUACUGG